Molecule: messenger RNA, 3216 nt
Organism: Kwoniella mangroviensis CBS 8507
Lineage: Eukaryota; Fungi; Basidiomycota; Tremellomycetes; Tremellales; Cryptococcaceae
Exons: 4
Coding region: 1-3216 (1071 amino acids)
Molecular function (GO): translation elongation factor activity; ATP binding; ATP hydrolysis activity
Source: RefSeq, a predicted model, not a curated record
AUGGGGGUUUCCCUUUUGAAAUUUUCAUUCAUCGCCGCCAGCACCACCAUGGCUCCCGCUGCUGCCCCUUCAGCCACCUCCGCCAAAGCUGGCGCUUUCGACCUCGCCACCCUCUUCGUAGCCGACAAAUCUGCUCGAGAUGAAGCUGCCGUCGAGCUCGCCAACGCCGCCAAGAAGAACGGUGUUGAGUUCUUUGGCCAAAUCGGACUUAACGAUGCCCUCGUAAAGGCCCUUACGGACAAAAAAUCAGCUGCUGCCCGAGAGGGUGCUGCUAGUGCCAUCUCCACUCUUUUGGAGAACGGUGCCGCCCCAUUGCUCGAACCAUACAUUGUUUCCUCCGCAGAAAACACCCCCUUCCCAGCUCUUCUCGAGGCUUUCGCCGACAAGGCUAAGGAAGUCCAAACCGCUUCCCUCGCUGCCGUCAAGUCCCUCGUCCAGACCAUGAACCCAUGGGCUACCUUCGUUAUCCUCCCUGCUUUGCUCAACCAGAUCAGAACUGCCGGUAAAUGGCAAAUCAAAUCCGGUUCAUUGGAUGUCCUCCAGCAGCUCAUCUCUUCCGCUCACGACCAAAUGGCCCAAGCGAUGCCUGACCUCAUUCCCGUCCUCGCUGAAGCCGUUUGGGACACCAAGUCCGAUGUCAAGAAGGCUGCCAAGGCUACCCUCGAGAAGGCUUGUGCUUUGUGUGAGAACAAGGAUAUUGAAAAAUUCAUUCCCGCUUUGAUCAAGUCGCUCCUUAACCCCAUCGAGGAAGUCCCAAAGACUAUCACUGUCCUUUCCGCCACCACCUUCGUUUCCGAAGUCACCGCCCCUACUAUCUCCCUUAUCGCCCCUCUUCUUAUCAGAGGUCUCGAUGAACGACCAACAGCCACCAAGAGAAAGGUCUGUGUUAUCGCCGAUAACAUGUCUAAAUUGGUCGACUCCGAAUACACUGUCCGACCUUUCCUUCCUCGAUUGCUCCCUGGUCUUAUCAAGACUUCCGAAACCAUUGCUGAUCCCGAAGCUCGAUCAGUCGCCAACCGAGCUAUUGCCACCCUCCGAAGAAUCGGUAAAGUACCUGAAUCUUCCGAUGGAUCCGAUCUCCCUCCUCUCAAGAUCGCUGAGGGUCCUAACCUUGCUACGAACUUCGUUGCCUUGAUCAAGAAGGACGGUGUUUCCGUUGAACAAGCCAACCCUGGUAUCGCUUACGCCGGUGUACUUGCUGCCUCGCUUGUUAACGCUCACAACUACCAGCAACAAGUCUGGGAAGCUGCUCUCCCUUCAUACAUCAAACUCGCCCUCCCAUCUUACGACCCUCUCCCUGCCGUCCGAGAACUUCUCCAAAAGAAGGCCGACGAGGAAGAGUCCGAUGAACUCAAGUUCGAUGACGAGGAAGAAGGUGAAGAUCUCUGUAACAUCGAACAAUUCAACUUGGCUUACGGUGCCAAGAUCUUGUUACACCACGCUUCUAUGCGAUUGAAGAGAGGUCACCGAUACGGUCUCUGUGGUAGAAACGGUACCGGUAAAUCUACCCUCAUGAACGCCAUCAUCAACAACCAAGUCGAAGGUUUCCCUCCCCCCACUGAGGUCCGAACUUUCUACGUGCAACACGAUAUCGAUGGUUCCGAAGCUGAGAUCUCUAUCAUCGACUGGGUUCUCGCUGACAAGCGAUUACAAGCUAGCGAGGAAGAGAUCCGAUCUACCCUCGAGUCCGUCGGUUUCGAUGCCGUCAAGCAAAAACACUCUAUCGGUUCGCUCUCCGGUGGUUGGAAGAUGAAGCUUGCUCUUGCUCGAGCCAUUCUCUUCAAGGCCGAUAUCUUGUUGCUCGACGAACCUACUAAUCACUUGGAUGUUCUUAACGUCGACUGGUUGAUCAACUACCUUACCUCUCUCACCCACUGUACCUCCAUCAUCGUUUCUCACGACUCUGACUUCUUGAACAGAACCAUCACCGAUGUUCUCCACUUGAACAACUUCAAGCUUAAGAGAUACCCCGGCAACCUCGAAGCUUUCGUCGGCAUGGUCCCCGAAGCCAAGGCAUACUUCCAACUUGAAGUUGCUGAGGAAUACCAAUUCAAGCUCCCUGCUCCUCCUCUUCUUGAUGGUGUCAAGACCAAAGAGAAGUCUUUGCUCAAAAUGCGAAACGUCAACUUCCAGUAUCCUGGCGCUCCUGUACAACAGCUCUUCGACAUCUCUCUUCAAGUAUCUCUCUCUUCUCGAGUAGCCAUUCUCGGUCCUAACGGUUCCGGUAAAUCCACCUUGGUCAAGCUUUUGACCGGUGAAACCGAACCCAACAAGGGUGGUCAAGUGUGGAAACACCCUAACUUGGUCAUUGGUUACGUUGCCCAACACGCUUUCCACCACAUCGAUAACCACUUGGACUCCACUCCCCUCGAAUACAUGUUGUGGCGAUACCAGACCGGUGAAGAUUUGGAGGAGAUGAACAAAGCUACCCGAGUCAUGACCGAGGAAGAGAAGCAAAAGAUGAAGGAAGGUGCCGUCGUCGUCAAGGAAGGUGUUAAGAGAUUGAUCGACGAGCUUGUUGCCCGAAAGAAGCUCAAGCAGUCUUACGAAUACGAAGUCUCAUUCAAGGGACUUUCAUCCGCUGAGAACAUGUGGUUGUCUCGAGACGAAUUGGUUGCUCGAGGUUUCGAGAAGAAGGUUAUGGAACUCGAUACCCGAGAAGCUCAACGAUUAGGUUUGAUGAGGCCUUUGGUCCGACGAGAAAUCGAAAAGCACUUCGAAGACUUCGGUUUGGAAUCUGAAUUCGUCUCCCACAACUCUAUGAGAGGUCUUUCCGGUGGACAGAAAGUCAAGGUCGUCUUGGGUGCUGCUACAUGGCGAAGACCCCACAUCAUCUGUUUGGAUGAACCUACCAACUAUCUCGACAGAGAGUCCCUCGCUGCUCUUAUCGCCGCUUUGAAGAACUUCGAAGGUGGUGUCUUGAUCAUUACCCACAACAGAGAAUUCUCCGAGUCCAUCUGUUCCGAAGUGUGGGCCAUGAGAGAUGGUCACCUCGAAGCUUCCGGACACAACUGGGUGGAAGGUCAAGGUUCCGGUGAGCGAAUCGACAAGAAGAAGGAUGACGAUGAUGAAGUUGAGUACGACGCUUUGGGUAACCCCAUCGCCAAGGCCAAGAAGGAGAAGAAGGUUUCAGCUGCUGAUAAACGAAAAGCCAAGAAGGACCGAAUGGCCCGAAGGAAGAGAGGUGAAGAAGUUUUCACUGAUGAAGAAUUAUAA